Molecule: messenger RNA, 751 nt
Organism: Mangifera indica (mango)
Lineage: Eukaryota; Viridiplantae; Streptophyta; Magnoliopsida; Sapindales; Anacardiaceae
Product: monothiol glutaredoxin-S7-like
Exons: 1
Coding region: 304-612 (102 amino acids)
Source: RefSeq, a predicted model, not a curated record
UUCAAUCUUUUCAGCUAAUGAUCGAUAUAAUGGAAACCGACCGAACCAUCUAAUGGAACAUUCUCGCUAUUUUUCUCUAUCAAAUCUGCCAGCCAAUCCACAUCUUCCCGCAACCUACAGAAAUCCUAUAUAAAGAGUUGCAUGGCAGCUCAAUCAUCUCACAGCGAAAACUCAUCAAGUGUUCAAGCAAAGCUUUCAUAUAUAUAAAUUCAUCAAAAGCUCGAAUAGCUUUAAAUUGCGCAAUCAUCUUUUCUUUCACAUUCUGUGAGUAGCGUUUGAAGUUUGAGUUUAUUUCAAGGUGCGAUGGAUAAGGUGACAAGAAUGACAUCUGAGAGGCCGCUGGUGAUCUUCAGCAGGAGCACUUGCUGCAUGUGCCACACCAUCAAGACUCUCUUUAGUGAUUUUGGGGUGAACCCCGCCGUCCAUGAGCUGGAUGAGAUCCCGGCUGGACGUGAGAUUGAGCAGGCUCUGUCGAGGCUAGGGUGCAGCCCUACAGUGCCAGCCGUGUUCAUUGGUGGUGAGCUGGUGGGUGGAGCCAAUCAGGUCAUGAGUCUUCAUCUUAAUCGGACCUUGAUACCAAUGCUUAAACGAGUUGGAGCAUUAUGGGUUUGAUUAAUAGUAUUAACCCAACAUGCACACCACGCACUAAUUAUUAAUCCUACCGAGUCUGCUGUAUCUUGUGCGUUAACUUUUAGCCAUGUAAUAUUAUGUUUCUUAUAAUAAAAUUGCAGAGUUUUCUGCGCUUAAUCCA